Molecule: messenger RNA, 1500 nt
Organism: Calypte anna (Anna's hummingbird)
Lineage: Eukaryota; Metazoa; Chordata; Aves; Apodiformes; Trochilidae
Gene: LAPTM5
Product: lysosomal protein transmembrane 5
Exons: 8
Coding region: 16-825 (269 amino acids)
Cellular component (GO): lysosomal membrane
Source: RefSeq, a predicted model, not a curated record
UGCAGGUUCCACCUCAUGGACUCAGGAGCUGAGCAGAGAAAUCAGAAAAUGAUCAGCCAAAUGCCCAUUGAGACCCCCAGGUGUUGCUUCUUCAAUGUCAAGACAACAACAGCCUCCCUGGGCAUCUUCCACAUGGUUAUGAGCAUUUUGCUGCUGGUUGAGUAUUCCCUGGAGGUGGCAAGUGGGAAAGGAUUUUGCCAAGCCCUGGAGAAGGAUUUCUACAGGAUUGCUGAUGUCAUCACCAGUUUCCUCCUGAUCAUCAUGCUGUUCUUCAUCAGCUUCAACCUCCUCCUUGGUGUGGUCAAGAAGAGGGAAUGUCUCCUGAUCCCAUUCCUUGCUCUUCAAGUCAUGGAUUUUUUCCUCAGCCUCCUGGCAAUGUUCAGCUCCUACAUCCAAGUCCCAGCAGUCAUUUCUGUGACCUCCCUUAGACACACGCAGGAGCACUCGACAAUCCCUUUCCUGGCUCUGCAGCUGCUGGAUUUCUGCCUGAGCAUCCUCACCCUCUGCAGCUCUUACAUGGAGGUCCCCACCUAUCUCAGCCUCAAGUCUGCAGACAACAGGGGCUUUCUGCCAACCCUGGAGAUGCUGUCAAAAAAGGAAUAUGCCAGAGUGUUGAUCACCUUCACCAUUGCAUUCAUUGCUGUCCUCUUCCUGAAGGCCUAUAUGUUCAAAUGUGUCCUGAAAUGCUUUCAUUAUAUUAAAACCAUCAAAAUGGAGGAGUUGAAAGCUGACGAGCAAGCACUGGAAAAGGCUGUGCUGCCAUCAUAUGAGGAAGCCCUAGAGUUGCCUUCCAAGGAAUUCCCACCACCUUAUGUAGCAAUCUAAGCUCCACUCAUGGAGAAAAGAUGCCACCAGUGUUGGGGCCUCUUCUUACCCCUUCUCUCAGAUAGUCAGCCUCACUGAGAAGCCCUUUUCUUCAUAGCAAUGUCAUGCUUAGUCCAACCCAGCAUCACCACAAAGAGUGAUGGGGAACCACUGGAGUGGGUGCCUUGUUUUCCUGGGUACCACCAAGCUGCAGAGCUGGUUUUGAGAAACUUGGCACCAGGCACCACUGAGGUUCCCAUCACCAGCCUCUGGCAUCUGGCUAAUGUGAAAUCCUUGCCAGGAUUCCCUUGCCAGGAUUCUGUGAUGCCUGCAGGAUGUUGUUUCUCAUCUGUCUCACACCUAACUCAGCAGCUGAGACAUUGAGGAUGUGGAAUGGGGGGGUGGGAUGGGGUGGGGAGAAUGGGCAAGAAGCUUUUCACUGAGAUAGUCCAGCCCUGAAGCUCUGCUAAUCAGCAUCACUUGAUGAGGACCCUACAGAAGAGGGUCAGCAGAAAAAUGAAGAUUUCCUAUGAACUUCUCUGCAGCUCUCACCCUGUCUGCUUAUGAUGAUGAGCAAUGUGUCUCCCAGAACAUACAAUCUGCUGUUGGAUACCUGAGUGUGGGUUUUGUGGUUUUUUUUUUUGCUUUUAGUAUGACUUGGAAGAUAAGUUUCCAUUAAAAAACUGUUAAUGGCUU